CCAGCUUUUAUUGUCGUGUUAACCUUGGCAAUUACAAAGAUGAAAGGAUAUGGAACUAAACAUUUUUGUUGGUUAUCAGUUGACAAUGGACUUAUUUGGGCAUUUGUAGGGCCAGCUUUAAUCAUUAUUCUGACAAAUGCUGUGCUUCUUGGCUUUGUUAUAAGAGCCGUAUUAAACGUGAAAAAGAUCAGACAAAAACAAACCCAUUCUAAAAUUGUAGCAGGAAUUCGUUGCCUCUGUAUUUUACUUCCAUUGCUUGGAUGUACGUGGGUUAUUGGUAUUUUCUAUGUGAACGAAUCUACAUCAUGGAUCCAAUAUUUGUUUUCUUUUUGUAAUGGAUGUCAGGGUGUCGUAAUUUUUAUUUUCCACUGCGCACUCAAUAAACAGAUAACGAAUGCAUACGAAAAGAAGCGAAGAAAGUCUACAUCUUUUAUGAACUUAAACCGUAGUUCAAAGCCAAAGAAGACAAAGUAUUUGUCAACAUCAGCCUUGAAUCUUGUCAACAGUGACACUGGCAUAAAUAGCUCACGUUUAUCAGACAACGACAUUGCAAGCAACGGAAGAAACUUGGCUAACAUUACAGAAAUGAAAAGAUUUGAACCUAUCAAGGCUUUAGGUGAAGAGAAACCCAUUUCCCAUGAAAUGUAAUAGAUGUACACAGUGAUAAAGUUCAAAUGUUUGGAGCUCUUUGCUGAAAUAGAAUUAUUUUAUGACUAUUUUUCUCUGAUGUGUUGUACUACGCUUUUCAGGAUCAUUGCAAGUUGCAUAGUGUUCUUUUGUGGAUAAAAAAUGCAUAUUCUUUAGAUUUCUUUUAAAUGUAUUCCAAGAUAUCUAAAUAAAUCAAAGUGUUUGUAAAUGUAAACAUCAAGAUAAAAUUAGAAUUAUGUUACUUUAAACUGUUUUGCUUGUAUUACAUUUUUGUUUUGUAUUAUUAUAUGUUUUGUAUUGAUAAAAUUUUAAGACUAUCUUGAAAACUUAAAUUUUAUGUCUCUCUUCUCAUACAAUUUCUUUUAUAAUUAAGUUUAUGGAUUUUUCAGUGGAUGUGCCCAGUU
This is a messenger RNA of Ruditapes philippinarum (Manila clam), 1052 nucleotides long. Its product is annotated as adhesion G-protein coupled receptor D1-like. The transcript has 9 exons. Gene Ontology annotation, cellular component: membrane. Gene Ontology annotation, molecular function: G protein-coupled receptor activity. Gene Ontology annotation, biological process: adenylate cyclase-activating G protein-coupled receptor signaling pathway; cell surface receptor signaling pathway. NCBI's taxonomy places the organism in Eukaryota, Metazoa, Mollusca, Bivalvia, Venerida, Veneridae. The record is from RefSeq and is a predicted model, not a curated record. The coding region runs from base 40 to 648 and encodes 202 amino acids.